Molecule: messenger RNA, 740 nt
Organism: Ipomoea triloba (trilobed morning glory)
Lineage: Eukaryota; Viridiplantae; Streptophyta; Magnoliopsida; Solanales; Convolvulaceae
Product: hypersensitive-induced response protein-like protein 2
Exons: 3
Coding region: 5-565 (186 amino acids)
Source: RefSeq, a predicted model, not a curated record
UCCUAUGGUGGCAGUUAUACGGGCCACUGUGCCUAGAUUGAACUUGGAUGCUGCAUUUGAGCAGAAGAAUGAAAUAGCUAAAGCAGUGGAGGAUGAGCUAGAGAAGGCUAUGUCUGCCUAUGGAUUUGAGAUUGUCCAGACCCUCAUUGUGGAUAUAGAGCCCGAUAUUCAUGUAAAAAGGGCAAUGAAUGAGAUAAAUGCUGCUGCAAGGCUUAGGGUUGCCGCAAAUGAAAAGGCUGAAGCUGAGAAGAUACUGCAGAUCAAGAAAGCUGAGGGGGAAGCGGAAUCAAAAUACCUGUCAGGACUUGGCAUUGCACGUCAGCGCCAAGCGAUUGUGGAUGGGCUAAGAGACAGUGUCCUUGCAUUCUCAGAGAAUGUUCCCGGGACAACAGCAAAAGACAUCAUGGACAUGGUUCUGGUGACUCAAUAUUUCGACACAAUGAAGGAGAUUGGCUCAUCUUCAAAGUCCUCUUCUGUGUUUAUCCCACAUGGUCCAGGUGCUGUGAAAGACAUUUCCUCACAAAUUCGGGAGGGUCUUCUUCAGGCCAGUAGUAUUAAACCUUAGUUUGACGGGGAUUUGUGGUAACUUCAUAUGCUACUUUCUACUUACUUCAAAGCUUGUGGUUUGCCCUAGGAAGAUGAACAUUUAUACCCGACUAUGCCUUUACUUUCCUCAUAUUGUAUAUUCCCAUGGAUUUUAGGAUGUGUAUUUACUCUAGGAAGAUUAGUACUUGACGAAA